Molecule: messenger RNA, 2313 nt
Organism: Didymella exigua CBS 183.55
Lineage: Eukaryota; Fungi; Ascomycota; Dothideomycetes; Pleosporales; Didymellaceae
Exons: 3
Coding region: 256-2136 (626 amino acids)
Biological process (GO): protein secretion
Cellular component (GO): endoplasmic reticulum membrane
Molecular function (GO): protein binding; guanyl-nucleotide exchange factor activity; GTPase activator activity
Source: RefSeq, a predicted model, not a curated record
CCGCGACCAUGACGCUUGCGCUCGCGCUCUUGCGCUUCCACCCGCAACGUAGACAGAUACGAACUUCACGAAAGCGAAAAUCCGCAGCCUAGCUCCCCUAGCACCUAUUCCAUAUCCUUGUCCGACCGAGAACUAUUUUGCGACUCUGUCCUUGCGCAUCUCUAACGACACAGCUCUGGUGUUCCUGAGCAUACGUCACCCUAGAAAUAAUCUCCCAGCUCCGUGGUCGUGCGGCGCAUCACUCAGCACUUCACCAUGUCGCGCCCUACGAUUUCGAAAGCCCAGACUUCCUAUCCCAUAUUUGCCGCGAGCUUCGCAAGCAGCAGACCCGGCGUGCUCGCAGUGGGAGGCGGCGGCGGCGGAGGAAGGCACGGCGUCAAGAACAAGAUCACAGUCUUCGACUUCACAUCACGAGCGCCCAAGGUCGAGCCCAUCGCCGAAAUCGAGGCGUCCACGGACGACUCGGUGACAUGUCUCGCGAGCCUGGCGACCAAGGACGGCCUGAUACUCUAUGCUGGCGUCAACAGCAGCGAAGAGGACCGCGCAAAGGACAACAACGAGCACUUCCGCGCAUUUGAGGUCCAGCUUCCCAAAGGAAAGAUUGCAACGGACGGUGCGGAUGCGGACAUCGCGUACUUGAGCAAGGCGAAGCUCUUCGGGUCGGUUCAAGACGUCAACGCGAAGAAGGAGGGGUACCAGCGACUGGUGCGUCUGUCACCGCCGCCAAGAACUGUAUCAAGCGCACCCACACGGCGCAUCGGCGCAAUUGCAUCGAGCUUAGCUGGCGACGAGAACGAGAUCGUGGUUUUCAGCGCCGUCUCAAAUAAGCCGCGGGAUCCACAAGACAUACUGCAGCGCAUCAAGCUGGGAAAGGGCGAAGAGGCCAAUGACGUCGACUUCUUUGACAAGGGGGACGGCCAAUUCGAGCUUGCCUACGUUCUCGACCACGAUGUGAUCGUCCACAACAUCAGCACAUCGCAGACCAAGCCCAAGGAUGCCCGCCGGAAGCUCUACUCCAUCCCACUGCCCGACCUCGGAAAGAAGACCGGACGUUCGAAGCUGCGGUGCAUACGAUGGCUGACCCCCGAACACCUGCUCUUACUAGUCAACAAGCCCAGCAGGACAGGCGUAGAACUGCUGCUUGUGCACAUGUACGAGGAGGGCCCGGGAAGCGUCGUACUGCGAAAGACGCUACCAAAGAGCGUCAAGGCAGCAACAGAUAUGGACGUUGCCCUUCUAGACCCCGACACCUCGGGAGCAUAUCAGAUUGCCAUUGCUAUAGCAGCGAUCGACAUUUCGCUUCAUGUCUACUCGAUAGACUACCACGGCCACUCGAGGAACUCGUUGAGCUCGUUCCACCACUUUGCGACGUAUGAUAGCGUACACGAGGUUCAGAUGACGAAAGCAGUAUUCUCGCCCUUCCACAAGCCAGUCGCUCCUCCAGACCAGGCUGCAGACCGAAAGGCAGGACCGCAAUACCUUCGCCUGGCAUCUACAUCGCUGGGCAACACCGUCUCGGUGGAGACAUUUGAGUUACAGCCACACGAGGGCCGCUACGUGCUCCAGACAGCACGGACCAGAAAUCUGUACAGCGCGGCCACAUACCUCGUCAUAGCCAUGGUGGUUGCCGCGAUAGCACUGAUGAUACAGUCUUUCGUCGACCCACACGGCAACUUGACCAGGCAUGUCGUGCCACGCAGUCUGCAGAACGCAGGCUCACAGUACAAGCCCAUGGGCGAGCUAGCGCGCGAAAAGCGACACCAAGCCGCACUCAACAACGCAGACACGCCUGUAAUGAAGACAGUAGACCGCAUCCAGGACUUAUUACACGUUCACAUGCCCCACCGCGGCUCGGCAGAGCCACGGGCGCAGCAGAAAGCGCUGGUCAUCAAUCACGAUGCCGAGGGCGCAGAGCUUAGCACGGAAGUGCACGAGAGCACAGAUGAAGUGAUUAAGAAGCACACAGAGGCGAAGCAGUGGGAGGAGCUGAGCGAGGAGGAGAGGCACUACUGGAGGAAGAAGCUCAGUGAAGCGGGUAUGUGGGCGGUCGGCGAGGGCGAGACGAUCCUGAAGAGCAUCUUCUUUGGCAAUGUCGCGGGUGCGAUUGGUGCUGCUGCGCAGGGUGUGAUUGGAUGAGGGGUGGGUGACGAGGUGUCCUACAGUCAUGGAAUCGAUGCACCUGUUUAAGGCUGCACUGUUUGAGGCUGCCAAUGGUCAAAGCUGCAUCUGUUUAAGGCUGCACUGUUUGAGGCUGUACAUAUUUGAAGCUGUACAUGUUACGAGGCUUGUGGCCAGAAUUGAUGUGGUAGUGAU